CGGGUAAAUAUGCCAAAUGUUGAAAACUUCAGGUAAAAUAGAGGAAAAGUAAUAGAACAUCUGCUUAGAGAAUAUAACCUCUACUCUAUAAGAAGAAUUUAUCAAGAAUAAAGUUUUAACGCUUUUAGCCGUGAAGUUAAAUUAUCCGGAAUUUAUAGUAGCAUGCAUUAUAAACGAGAAACCUUCCCCUCAGACUUAAGGCGUAAGCGAAUUGCAACUAGAUACCUUCUUCUAGUAAUUAUCAGCCUGUUUUGCAAACCUGCUUAUGCUGAUGACGACUCAGUAGGCAAUGCCAAUGAUUACAUCGAUGAAGUCCUGAAAAAUCUGAGAGAAGAACCAUGGAUUAAAUCUAAGUUAGACCCUCUUGAUAUACCAGAAGUUAAAGAUAAAAAUUUUGAGAUUUCAAAUGGAAAAGUAAGAGGUCUCGGCAGUUUAUACAGACAUGGAGACUGUACGCUAGCUUAUGAUGAUGAAAUUGUCACAGUUACAGUUCAAGUUGCUGUCAGAGAUGUAACAGUUGAUGUGAAAUACCGAGCAAAGGCUCUCUUUUUUUGGAUUAAAGGGCAUGCUACAGUAGCUGUAGAUGACUUAGCAGUGAAAAUGAUCAUAACUGGCAAAGACGGACGAGGAAAGUUGGAAUCAUUCAGAGUAGUUCAUCUUGGUAACUAUAAGAUUAAGAAAAUUACAGGAAUGAGCGUUGUCCUGAAUUGGUUGCUGAAACUUAUAGCCAACGGUGUAGCGAAGAAAUCCAGAUCUAAGAUCAUAAAUGCGAUGGAAGAUGGAGUUGCAAAAGCAGUAGCAGAUCUGUUGAAUAAGUACCAGCUGCCCAAGUUGUCCUGAAGCUCGUAGACAGCAUUUCUUAAUAGCGUUUAAGAAGAGCUUAAUUUCUUAGCUUUUAAGAUUUAACUUAAGAAAACAGAAUGAAAUUCGUGCUGUUUAUCGCUCGACUAAAUAUAAAGUUUUAAAAAAGAAAACAACGUUUACUGUUUUUAAUGCCCUUAGAUCAUUUAGAAAUUCCAUCAUUUCAUGCAGAAAUCUUAAGAACAUUAUUAAACACAUAAGCAAUUUUUAUCAUUGAAUUGUAUAUAAAAAAAAAUUAAUUAAAAAGCUGGUUUACAAAUGAUACUCAAAAUAAGCAUUGUACUCUUGUAGGUUGAUUUUAUAAAGAAUUUGUAAAAUAAUAUUUAAAAUAUUUUGUUAAAAUAAAUUUCAAGCUUUUAAACCUUUA
This is a messenger RNA of Stegodyphus dumicola, 1228 nucleotides long. RefSeq lists its product as uncharacterized. Lineage: Eukaryota; Metazoa; Arthropoda; Arachnida; Araneae; Eresidae. The record is from RefSeq and is a predicted model, not a curated record.